UCAGAAUUUUCAAAAUAUAACGAGUUCGAAUUGAAUUGUCUAAAUAGAAACAUUCAGUAUUCUCAUAACAAAAUAAAAAUGGCAAAAUAUUUAUUUACACUUACUAUCCUGUGCAUUUUCGGAGCUGUUAUAGUACGUGGUGCAAUCGAUAAGAGUGCAGUGAUAGCCGAUUUUAUGUCGAAAGGAGAGGCAUGCAAGGCCGAAGUUGGUGCAAAUGAUGCUGAUCUUGGUGAAAUAAUUGGGAAAAAGCCAGCCUCAACACCCGAGGGAAAAUGUUUGCGUGCAUGUAUUAUGAAGAAAUAUGAAGUGAUCGAUGCAAAUGGUAAAUUCGCACCGGCUGUUGCUCUCAAGCAUGCUCAGAUGUAUACCGAAGGAGCUGAAGAUAAAAUGAAAAUUGCUCAAGAAAUUAUUGAUUCAUGCGCCAAGCUAAGUGUAUCCGACGACCACUGUGAGGCUGCUGAGGAGUAUUGUAAAUGUCUACACGAACAAGCAAUGGCACAUGGUGUUGAGGAUAUGGACAUAUAGAUUUAUAUUUGGAAUUGUUUUUAAAUCGGCUGGCCAGGGACAUUACCGAACGAUCGUUUUACUUAACACCUUUACUUAUGUUUUUAAUAAAUUGUAAUUUUUCGUUUUUUAUUGCAAACUA
This is a messenger RNA of Musca domestica (house fly), 646 nucleotides long. RefSeq names its product general odorant-binding protein 28a-like. The coding region runs from base 79 to 525 and encodes 148 amino acids. The record is from RefSeq and is a predicted model, not a curated record. Gene Ontology annotation, biological process: sensory perception of smell. The transcript is spliced from 3 exons. NCBI's taxonomy places the organism in Eukaryota, Metazoa, Arthropoda, Insecta, Diptera, Muscidae. Gene Ontology annotation, molecular function: odorant binding.